Messenger RNA from Cebus imitator (Panamanian white-faced capuchin), 535 nucleotides. RefSeq names its product neutrophil defensin 4-like. The transcript is spliced from 3 exons. The record is from RefSeq and is a predicted model, not a curated record. Gene Ontology annotation, biological process: disruption of plasma membrane integrity in another organism; defense response to Gram-positive bacterium; innate immune response in mucosa. Gene Ontology annotation, cellular component: extracellular region; extracellular matrix. Bases 59 to 427 code for a protein of 122 amino acids. Lineage: Eukaryota; Metazoa; Chordata; Mammalia; Primates; Cebidae.
CCAAAAGACCCUUAAAUAGGGAAGUCCUCUCCUCCGUGUGCAGUGCUGCUCUUGCUACAUGAGACCCGGGACAGAGGACUGCUGUCUGCCCUCUGCGGUUGCCCUGCCUAGCUUGAGGAUCCGUUGCCCAGCCAUGAGGACCCUCACUCUCCUCACUGCCGUUCUCCUGCUGGCCCUCCAGGCCCAGGCAGGGCCACUCCAGGCAAGAUGUGAUGAGGCUGCAGGCCAGGAGCAGCGUGGGGUCAACGACCAGGACAUAUCUAUUUCCUUUGCAUGGGACAAAAGCUCCGCUCUGCAGGUUUCAGGCUCAACGAGGGCCUUGGCCUGCACUUGCAGAUUAGUGUACUGCCAGCAAGGAGAACGUCGUGCUGGGAGCUGCAUCAUUGGUGGUGUGGGCUUCACAUACUGCUGCUCGCUUGAAGAUUAAUAUUCUGCUGUCCAAGAGAAUGCCAUGCAUCAUCAGUGGUGAGGGCUUCACAUUCUUCUGCAGCUGAGAUUGCAGAAUAAGCCCGUCAAUUGUUUUGAGAGCUACAGG